Uranotaenia lowii is the source of this 1770-nucleotide messenger RNA. Its product is annotated as PHAF1 protein CG7083. Gene Ontology annotation, cellular component: trans-Golgi network. The transcript is spliced from 5 exons. The record is from RefSeq and is a predicted model, not a curated record. Gene Ontology annotation, biological process: Golgi to plasma membrane protein transport. The coding region runs from base 351 to 1685 and encodes 444 amino acids. Lineage: Eukaryota; Metazoa; Arthropoda; Insecta; Diptera; Culicidae.
UACAAUUUUUUUUCUGGUUUUAAAUAAAAUCGAUGAUAUAGUAGACAAAAUUAUAUUUAAAAAAAAUUAUGCAGAUAUAGGACUAUAUACUAUACCCUAGGUUUGCCCCUUUUAAUUAACAGAACUACCACAGUUGACUCUUACACACAUACCGAACCAUCUUUUUGAUUUGUUCACUCGUAAUCACUCGUAUUCAUCGCAUAUCGACAUCGCCUCAAUCGCAAUUUCGACCUCACAAAGAAAACUGCGUAAAAACAAACAAGAUAAGUGAAAAAGUUAAUUUAGUUGUAAUAUCUACGAGAAUUGUUCAUAAAAGACCUGAAACUAGCUAGAGCAAGUUGCAGGACAUAAUGUUGGAUCUAGAAGUAGUUCCGGAACGGUCUCUAGGCUGUGAUAACUGGGAGUUUAUUCUCGGUAUGCAUUUUUCCCAAGCAGUCGCCAUAAUCCAAUCACAGGUUGGGGUCAUUAAAGGGGUGCAGGUUCUGUACUCCGAUACGACUCCACUUAACGUGGAUAUUGUUAUUAAUCUGCCUCAGGAUGGCAUUCGCCUUAUUUUCGAUCCUGUGCAGCAACGCCUCAAGGCGAUCGAGGUGUUCAACAUGAAGCUAGUUAAACUGAAAUACUACGGACUACCGUUUAACUCGCCCGAAGUGGUGCCUUCCAUCGAAGAAAUUGAGCACUCGUUCGGAGCCACUCAUCCCGGAGUCUACGAUGCUUCCAAGCAGUUAUUUGCUCUGCAUUUCCGCGGCUUGAGCUUUUACUUUCCCGUUGACAGUAAACUGCAACCGGGAUAUGCCCACGGCUUAGGAUCGCUUCAUUUCCCCAGUGGAGCUUCUCCGAUAGUUUCCAAAAUGGCAAUUUACUGCGGGGGCAGCGUGACCGAGAGCCGGCCUCCGCCACUUCCGUUGUCCUGCUACAAUCAGCAACUGUACUUGGAAUCUGCAACGGUCCUGCGAAACUGUGCUGGUACCCGUGGCUUGAGACUACAGCUGUAUACGGAAGGAUCACCACGCGCUUUGGAGCCCAGGAAGCAAUGCUUAACGCGUGAAGUCAUCUUCGGAGACAGCUGCCAAGACGUGGUCAGCAAUUUGGGGGCUCCUUCCAGGGUGUUCUUCAAGAGUGAGGACAAAAUGAAGAUUCAUUCCCCCAGCGCACAUCGACGUGUACAAACUAAACGGAGCGAUUUCUUUUUCAACUAUUUCACCCUUGGAGUAGAUGUUCUUUUCGAUGCACGAACUCAACGUGCCAAAAAAAUCAUAUUACACACCAAUUACCCAGGGCAUUACAAUUUCAACAUGUACCACAGAUGUGAAUUUAAUCUCCAGCUAGCUCCUGACAGAGUAAGCGAGGACACCCCACUGGAUUCUCCGGUGGCCAUAUCAGCCUACUCUAAAUGGGACAAUAUAUCGUCACGGUUGGCUCCAGCCGAGCGUCCCGUCGUUCUUCAUCGGGCUGGCUCGACCAAUACAGCCAACGUGUUCGGAUCGACGUUCUGUUACGGUUAUCAAGACAUCAUUUUCGAGGUAAUGCCAAAUAACUACAUUGCGUCGGUCACUUUGUACCAUCCAACACCCUACAAUGGGGACUAUGUCUACGGAAAUGUAAGUAACGCAAGUAGCGUUAGCAACAGCACUGGACACUUGCUGCAGGACAGCCAAAAAAGUAACAUCCGGGUCGGUGCAUAACCCUUGGUAUAUGACAAGCUUGAUAACUUAUUGUUCGACGUUGGGUAAAAAUUCAUCCACAAAAAUAUAUACGUUUUACUUACUA